GUUACACAGUGCUCACUCGGGCGGGGUUAUCCAGCAUUGUUUAGGAGCUGUAAAAGUACGACACGGCCAGAAGGAUCAGACAUUUUCCCAUGAGUUUUGUUUAGCAAGUUAAGUGCUUGCGUGUUCAAGAUGUUUCGGUGUGGAAUUGCCUACCCAAGGUGCAGAUGGAUCCUGCCUCUUCUUUUGCUUUUUGCCGUGAUUUUUGACAUUAUUGCCAUUGCUGCCACAUCUGGCUGGGUCGAUGACUCCAAGGAGCAUUAUGCUAAUAUGUGGAAACAGUGCCGAGGACCAAAAGAUAACUCGGUUUGCCGGCCUCUGGACUUUGCAUGGGCCAAAGCCGUCGCUGCCCUGAUGAUCAUAGGCCUCAUACUGCUUAUCAUCGCAUUCAUUGUGUCCCUUAUGUCCCUCUGCACUCUGAGGCUUAGUCUGCUGCGUGUCGUAGGACUCCUCCUCCUUAUUGCAGUUGUUCUACAGAUCAUCGCUCUGAUUGUUUACCCAGUGCACUUCAACAAGUUAAUCUAUGAGGGACAGUACGACUACAGCUGGGCAUACGGCUUCGGUUUGGGCGCAACUAUUCUCAUGCUUGGCUGCGGCAUCCUCUUCUGCUGCCUUCCCAACUAUGAAGACGAGCUGACCGGCAUGGCCAAGACCAAGUACAUCUACACCACAGAUUAGAAACCCUGGGAAGAGGAAGAGGCACACAGACACAAGCUACCACUCUGGACCAUGCAGGAGAUGUUUUAAUUCCUGGUAAUGCCAGGGUAUGCCCCUUCAUUUGAUGCAUUGCGGGCACACACCA
This is a messenger RNA of Polyodon spathula (Mississippi paddlefish), 799 nucleotides long. Its product is annotated as p53 apoptosis effector related to PMP-22-like. Lineage: Eukaryota; Metazoa; Chordata; Actinopteri; Acipenseriformes; Polyodontidae. Gene Ontology annotation, biological process: cell-cell adhesion. The coding region runs from base 130 to 675 and encodes 181 amino acids. The record is from RefSeq and is a predicted model, not a curated record. Gene Ontology annotation, cellular component: membrane; cell-cell junction. The transcript has 3 exons.